Leishmania mexicana MHOM/GT/2001/U1103 is the source of this 2286-nucleotide messenger RNA. RefSeq lists its product as hypothetical. The record is from RefSeq and is a predicted model, not a curated record. Gene Ontology annotation, molecular function: protein binding. Gene Ontology annotation, cellular component: nucleus. Lineage: Eukaryota; Euglenozoa; Kinetoplastea; Trypanosomatida; Trypanosomatidae. The coding region runs from base 1 to 2286 and encodes 761 amino acids. The transcript has a single exon.
AUGGACCGUGCGAUGCAGGCUGGAGCGCGCAGGGAGCUUCCAAAGCAUCCCGAUGUACUUCAAAGCGCUCCGCCGUUUGCUUUGGCCGAACAAGAUGCAGAGGCGGUCGACGGCGGGUCAACACAUAAGCCUGGGCCACGGGGUGGUAAGGAGCGCGUUGCAGUGCCGGUCAAGUCUGUUGCAGGGGCGACUUUGACGUCCAAUGCCUGGGCAACUGUGUGCCCGCCUCUCGCGGUGCUAGGCAGCGAUGACGACAUGGCGUCCACUUUCGGCAGCUCGCUGCUGCCGCCGCACCUCCUCGUGCACCCGCAUGGCUUCCGCAUCCUGAAGAACGCCAGUGCCCUGGAGCGAAACAUGCGCAGCUACUUCCGACUUCCUCAGCCGCCUAACACUGCCACACGUGAGGAGCGGCGCCGCCUUCGCCGCACCCUCCAGCGCAUCGAGAGCGAAGAGGCGCAGCAGAAAGCGCGGGUGGUGGGCAACCAGGAUGGGGUCGUGUUGGACGGUUUUCUUCUGCUGAGUGCGUGCGAAGCCGAAGACCCGGAGGAGGUGACCCAUGUGGUGCUGCAGUCAUCGCAGCUGUCGAGUAGCAUUGCAGAGGACUUGCAGUACUUCACGCACCUCACGACAGUGGACUUGAGCGACAACCUUUUGCGCCUGGGCCAUGUGCUUCCACUUCCUGGAUUAGAGGUGGUCCACCUCGUGUGCAACAACAUCUUUUCACUGGCAGAGGUGUCGCAGUCGAGCAGUUCCUCGCGUGCCACCAUUGUGGCGCUCGACCUCGCCUACAACCACAUACCCGCAGAUCACCUAGUCCACUUGAAGGCGUUCGGCGCCUUGCAGCAGCUAGACCUCAGCCAUAAUGGCCUGCGCACGUUGCCAAGAAACUUGUCCGGCCUGGCAUGCCUUACACACUUCGCGCUGGAGUCGAACGAGCUCUCCUCACCGGAUGUGUUCUACGCACUGGGCACGAUGCCGGCACUCGUUGAGGUGAACCUUUCGCGAAAUCGACUUUCCUCUGUGCCCCCGUUGGAUACCGGUGUGUGUGACGGCGACAGCGGCCCGCGGCAUGCCCCCUUCCCGUCUUUGCAGGUGAUGAGCCUGACAGGGAAUCGUUUCCGACACGUCGAGGCCCUCCGACCCUUGGCUGCACUGCACCAGACACUGCGCCGCGUCGAUGUUGGCGAGAACCCGCUGGUGGACCGCCGACCGAAUCAGAAGGCUGAGCUGCAGCGUGCACUAGAUGAGGCCGUUGUGGAGGCGUACUACGCGGCGCUUCCCCUACCCCAGACGAACAGCGUUGACCCGGGCACACUGCCGGAGAUGAUGGACACGUGGCACCGUCAGAGCUGGGCGCGCUACAUCCCCAAGCCGGUGGGCGAGGCGGACAUGUCCGAGACGGAGGUGGCGGGUGCAGCGUCGAUCGGUGCCUCCUCGUCGCACAAAACAAUUCCCUCCGCGCCGUUGGCUGCGGUGUCGAACAUACUGGAAACGCUGGAACCAGAUUGCCCAAUGAGUGAGGAUACACAUCGUCGAGAAGGCGUCUCGCCACCGUUGCCGACGGUGGAGGAGUAUUUCUACUGCUACCGAAUCCACGUUCAAACGCCGAGAACCACGCCACCACCCCUGCCGAAGCAGCCGACGCGCUACUUCUACUCCUCGGCGUUUCGAGAGACUGAGCCGAGCGCGCACGAUACGGUGCCGCUUGUGACGCUGCCACCCUACACCGAGUUCAUGGACGUCUAUCGUGCCCAUGACCGAUGUCGUUCGAGGUCACGAGGCGGCGGCGGCGUUCGGCGGUCGGCUGCAGCGCGAAGAACGGUGGCGCAGUGGGGACCCCCACCCCAACCGCUGCGUCUACCCAUGCUGCCUCGCGCUCCCACCCCGCUCCGCACGGAGGGUGCGGCCUCACCGCACCAGAUGAGCGACGAAGAGGCGGCGGAGGAGGCGGAGAGCGUGCAGGAUGGCAAGGGCUUCUUCUUGACCAGCCUCGACGGCGUUGUUGGCGGGGCAGCAGCGGCGUCGCAAAGGAACGUGCCCAGAGACCGGAAGGCGACUGCGGCCGCGCCGCAUUCAGAGACGCAGCCCCAGUUGGCAGACAGAGUGGCAUCUGCGCCGGCUGGCACCGUUGAGGAGCCGUUCCCAUGCACUCGUCUUCCCCGAUCGGUGGUGUCUCCUGCCACGGCGAACGUGCACGCAGCCAUCUCGGAGCUGCGGGCAAUGCUACGCAAACCCUUACCUUCUCUGCCUUACGAGUCAUUGCGCGUGAAGGAGACCACGGGGUGA